Blastomyces dermatitidis ER-3 is the source of this 2281-nucleotide messenger RNA. RefSeq lists its product as uncharacterized. The transcript has a single exon. Bases 1 to 2199 code for a protein of 732 amino acids. The record is from RefSeq and is a predicted model, not a curated record. NCBI's taxonomy places the organism in Eukaryota, Fungi, Ascomycota, Eurotiomycetes, Onygenales, Ajellomycetaceae.
AUGGGUAGAAAGGUACCGAUGUGGGACUCAUCGUAUCCCAAAUUUAAAAUUGACCAUUUAAAAGGGCCAGGAGACCCCACCAAGCUCUAUAACAAAACAUUAGAAGAUUAUACCUCAAAAGCCUCUCCCUCGGAAAAUCUUGAAAAGUUGUUCAAGCACUACGGAUGGGGCUUUGAGUAUUCAUUAGCCCAGCAUGAGGAUGAGGCGGUAUUUCGACACCUCGUCAAGAUUGUUUAUUAUAUGCGAGACGAUUUGAAGCCCAGUCAAGAGGACUUCGAGAAAUGCAACUCAGAUGCAGGCCCUGGCCUUCUACGACCAGAGUGUUCUGCAUUACCAUUUUCCCUUGACCACCCCCCUCCGGCUAACAAUGUACCAAUGGAAUAUUUUCGAAAAGCCAUAUUCCAUUUCCCUUAUCAGAGCCUUGAACGAUGCCCAUCCGCGUUUCCAAUCUUGCCAAAUGCGUCGGAGAAUCAUCGCAUUAAGCACACUCAGCGAAGGGCUAUGGACAAUCGCUUGCAUGGCCAGGGCGCGGCUGAAGAUGAACAUCUUGACGAUAUUCUAGACUGCACGAUUGCCGCUGCAUACUUGCUUGAUGCUGGUUGCACGAAAGCCGACCGGACACCAUUGAACUGGCAUUCGACACUUAAAGACCAGGCGAAAUGGUUCCUGGAGUUGAUUUAUCUAGAUUGGGGAUGUGACUCAGAUUACCAUACACUCAAGCGAACCCCAAAGUUGUCACCAGAAGCUCGAUUCGAACAAGUAGCAACAGUCAAGCACAAUAUUACUGAGAUGCUAGGGCAAGAUGUGAUUUAUAAGAGGAAGUACAAGGACAGGCUUAUUGCGGCGAUAUGGGAGGGCUGUACUAGCUCUUUUCAUCAAUUUCUUGUUCGAUACACCCAUAAGCCUCUCCACGAAGGAGGGAUUGAAAUGCCAUCGUCCACUGGGUGCAUACCACUCAGUGGUAUCAGCACGGACACAACGGAAAAUACCAUCCAGGCACAAAUGGCCCGCUUUUUCGAAGAAUCAUAUGUGACGAAAUGUUACUGUAAUUUAUCAGGGCUCGAAAAGGCCCCAGUCUCCACCCAUCAGCUUCAACGCAGGUUUCAUGAGCUACCAUUGCGAUUGGCGUUUGUGACAGACCCUAAAACACCGCCGACUUCUCACACCGCCACGGAAGUCACCAUCGAAUAUUACGACUGGAAGUGCCAGCGAAGGAGAGCGAAAUACCGAUGGUUGGGUGGAAUAUACCCAAUCAUGAGUGGCAACUCUUUCCAAUACGUCCUCUUCUGGAGUGACUACAAGCGACAUGAAAAGGUUGAUGAGAGAAAUCUGCAAAGGUAUGCUCCGCGGGAGUGCGACUGGCAGAUCAAAAUGGAGUCUUUUAAAUAUCCAGAACAAUCGGAGCGUGUUCCAUUAUCAGGGUGGCAAAGUGGGCAACCCGCGCUCCUCUUCUAUGAAAAGAUCCUUGUACCUGAAGAAAUAAAUCUGAGAGGAGUCCUGCAAGCUGCGAAACAUGUGGUAUCCUCCUGUCAAGAUUCUGUAAUUAAGCAUGGAGAAAUUCAAUACCCUCCCGGAAGCAGUUCUCAAACUAUUGGCGUCCCUGCCGCCAGCCCACAGCGAGGAAUUAAACAUUCCACAGGCUAUCCCAAAGCCGCAAUAUCUUCUCAGCCUACGAACCCACAGAUCAUCCCCCCUCCCAAGCAGCCAGGCCCAACCAAGAGAGGGCCUCCGGAGGGUUCGAGAGCCCAACCCGCUAAGGCAACAAGGGCUCUUCAAUAUGGAGACGAAGCCUUGCAAUACCCGGGAGAUUCUGGACCGCCUCGACAAGGCAUACAGGCAGCACCAGAACCCCUUUCACACGUGAGUUCUCACAAUCGUAGUGGCUAUCAGCGGUUACCACAACCACACGAGGACCAAGUAGAUCGACCUUCCAUGCCUAGGGCUCAAAUGCCACCUCCUCCAGACUAUCUUGGUGACGCCGCAAACAUUGGCCCAGAGUUUGGUCGCCCGAAUGAGAAUGUAGAAUUUGCAAGCCCGUUGAAACCUCUCUCUCCAGAAUACAUGCCGGACUCAUCACGAGUUCCCAUAAGCCAGGCGCUCGAGCACGGGGAAGUUCUAGACCCCCUAUUUCCGGGAAUGCCUUCUGACCCUCUAGACCCUCACGGUUUAGGGCUUUCCGUAGAUGACCCCCCAAUGUAGGUAGCCACCCUUCCACCAUAAUUGUCGAAUCUGUCUAGCUAACGGAUCGCCGGAAAAGGUCACCCUUCUUUACCAAUUAUAC